AUGCCGAGUGAUAGCAGUUGCUUUGAAGAAAAAUACAAUGAAUUAAAGAAGCAUUAUGAGAAUCAUAAGGCACUUAUCAAGCAAGUAAUUUAUUGUGCUCUUCUGGUAGGUUACAUAUCAUUGGUGAUCGUAGCCUGUAUCAUUAAUUUUCAACGAGCACUUUCACUGUUGCUACUCACAAUUGUAGGAAUAUUCUUCGUUUCCUGGGACAAACUGAUUAACAAAUAUGAAGACAGAAUCACCCAAGUUUUCCACCCUUAUGAAAGACGCCUUGAACAACAAGGGCAUUGGCUCAAAUGGGUUCUUUAUAUCGCACUGAUUGCUGCUGUAAUAUGCUGGCUUGUGUUUGACACUGCUAAUCAAGGUACUAGACAGCUCAUCUCAUUUGGAGGACUGCUUAUGUAUAUUGCCCUAAUGUUCAUUUUCUCCAAACACCCAACAAAGAUAUCCUGGAGGACUGUAUUCUCUGGAGUUGGGUUACAGUUUGUUUUUGGAGUCAUUAUACUUCGAACACAGAUUGGAUAUGAUGCUUUUGACUGGACUGGGAAACAAAUGGAGACUUUUUUAGAAUAUUCAGAUGUCGGUUCUAAGUUUGUUUUUGGUGAGAAAUAUAUCGACCACUUUUUUGCUUUUAAGGUACUGCCAAUUGUGGUCUUUUUCAGUAUGAUAACAUCCAUCCUCUACUAUGUUGGAUUUAUGCAGUGGAUCAUAUUAAAGGUUGGAUGGGUAAUGCAGAUAGUCAUGGCAACAUCUCCGACUGAAUCUGUGACUGCAGCUGGAAAUAUAUUCAUUGGCCAGAGUGAAGCUCCUCUUAUCAUUCGUCCCUAUUUACAACAACUUACAAAAUCUGAGAUCCAUGCUGUGAUGACAGGAGGGUUUGCAACUAUAGCUGGCAGUGUGCUGGGAGCUUAUAUUCAGGCUGGGGUACCGGCUUCUCACUUACUGACGGCAUCAGUUAUGUCAGCUCCUGCAUCACUUGCUGUUGCAAAACUGUUCUGGCCUGAGACAGACACACCAAAAAUAACAAGAAAGGGAUUCAAAAUGGAAAAGAGGGAGGAAACAAAUAUUCUGGAGGCGGCUUCACAUGGAGCUUCUUUAUCUAUCCCACUAAUAGCUAACAUUGCUGUGAAUUUGAUAGCUUUUCUGUCACUUUUGGCCUUUCUGAAUUCUGCACUCUCCUGGCUUGGGAAUAUGUUUGAUUAUCCACAGUUCAGCUUUUCGGUGAUCUGCUCCUAUGUCUUUAUGCCAUUUUCCUUUAUGAUGGGGGUCGACUGGAAUGACAGUUUCCUAGUUGGGGAACUAAUUGGUUAUAAAACAUUCUUCAAUGAAUUUGUGGCUUACAACAAACUGGCUGAAAUGAUUAAAAAGAGGCAGGCUGGUGGACCAGAGUAUUCCGGGGAAAUAAAACAGUAUCUUUCUGCCCAUUCAGAGGUCAUCGCCACUUAUGCCCUCUGUGGAUUUGCAAACUUUGGAUCUCUGGGAGUUCAGAUAGGAGCACUGUCAUCUUUGGCGCCUAAAAGGAGAAGCGACAUCUCUAGUUGUGCUUUAAGGUCUCUUAUCUCUGGUACCAUUGCAUGCUUCAUGACAGCAUGUGUUGCAGGAAUGCUCUACAUACCUGAAGAAGCAUUAACAUGUCCCUUUGUACUUAACAAUACUUUUAAUUUUAACUUAAGCUCAGUCAUCAACACAACAGACCUUGCUAAAUGCUGCACAGUUCUCUUUGAAAGCGCCUUUUCAACUAAUUCAAGUCAGAUUAUUUUUAAUGGUUCGUACACAUUAACUUCGCUCAGAGGGUGCUGCACAGUAAUUGACUCUCUGCUAUUUAACUGCAGCUUGGUCACUAUUUGA
Molecule: messenger RNA, 1848 nt
Organism: Erpetoichthys calabaricus (reedfish)
Lineage: Eukaryota; Metazoa; Chordata; Cladistia; Polypteriformes; Polypteridae
Product: solute carrier family 28 member 3-like
Exons: 16
Coding region: 1-1848 (615 amino acids)
Biological process (GO): pyrimidine nucleoside transport; purine nucleoside transmembrane transport
Cellular component (GO): membrane
Molecular function (GO): pyrimidine- and adenosine-specific:sodium symporter activity; purine-specific nucleoside:sodium symporter activity
Source: RefSeq, a predicted model, not a curated record